AUGGCCCAGUUCUUACCGUUAGCAGCACCGUUAAUAGCAGUGGCACAAGCCAUUGCUGAAAAUCAAAAUGAGCAACGUCAAAUUAAGUUAAGAGAUAAUGAAAAUAGCAUGGCCAUGGAUAUGAUCAAGCGGCAAAACUCCCUUGUUAACAAUACCAGGAUGAAGGAAAUUAAUGAUUACAUGCGCAAUAUGCAGACUGGCAUGACCACCAUAAUUGACCAGUGUCAUCGUCGUGAAGCUAGACAAGUGGCGAAAUCCCAGCUGGAUAACUUUAAUCAGUUGGUUGUAAAUCAAAAAUCCCAGCAGGACAACUUUAAUCAGUUUACGACUAAGAUUACCCAGAUGAGCGAGCGUCAACAUAAUGACCAUGUCACUUUAUUGACCGCGCUAAUUUCCAUGCAAAUGGAGACUAAACGCUUCAUGAUGCUAAUAUUUACGUCCAUGAUGUUCAUUAUUAUUGCCCUGGUCCUUGAUCAGCAACAAUAA
This is a messenger RNA of Oppiella nova, 486 nucleotides long. Lineage: Eukaryota; Metazoa; Arthropoda; Arachnida; Sarcoptiformes; Oppiidae. The record is from the annotation of a GenBank genome assembly.